Molecule: messenger RNA, 1132 nt
Organism: Indicator indicator
Lineage: Eukaryota; Metazoa; Chordata; Aves; Piciformes; Indicatoridae
Gene: CCN2
Product: cellular communication network factor 2
Exons: 5
Coding region: 1-1035 (344 amino acids)
Biological process (GO): signal transduction; cell adhesion
Cellular component (GO): extracellular region; extracellular matrix
Molecular function (GO): integrin binding; heparin binding
Source: RefSeq, a predicted model, not a curated record
AUGAGCCCUGCCAGCUUCGCCGUAGCCCUUCUCGUCGCCCUCCUCAGCUCGGAGGCGCAGGGGCAGGAGUGCAGCGGGCAGUGCCAGUGCGGCCCGGGGCCCGGCCCCGUCUGCCCGGCCGGCGUCUCCCUGGUGCUCGACGGCUGUGGCUGCUGCCGCGUCUGCGCCAAGCAGCUGGGCGAGCUCUGCACCGAGCGCGACCCCUGCGACCACCACAAGGGACUCUUUUGCGACUUCGGCUCCCCCGCCAACCGCAGAAUCGGCGUUUGCACCGCUCGGGACGGCGCUCCCUGCGUGUUCGGCGGCAUGGUAUACCGGAGCGGAGAGUCCUUCCAGAGCAGCUGCAAGUACCAGUGCACCUGCCUGGACGGCGCGGUGGGCUGCGUGCCCCUCUGCAGCAUGGACGUGCGCCUGCCCAGCCCCGACUGCCCCUACCCGCGCCGGGUGAAGCUCCCCGGCAAGUGCUGCGAGGAGUGGGUUUGCGACGACGCCAAGGAGCAGACUGCCGUGGGACCUGCUCUGGCUGCUUACAGACUGGAAGAUACAUAUGGUCCAGACCCAACAAUGAUGCGUGACAACUGCCUGGUUCAGACCACAGAGUGGAGUGCUUGUUCCAAGACUUGUGGCAUGGGCAUCUCAACCAGGGUCACCAACGAUAACGCCUUCUGCAGGCUGGAGAAGCAGAGUAGGCUCUGCAUGGUCAGACCUUGUGAAGCAGAUCUGGAGGAGAACAUCAAGAAAGGCAAGAAGUGCAUUCGCACCCCCAAAAUCUCCAAGCCCAUCAAGUUUGAGCUGUCUGGCUGCACCAGCGUCAAGACCUAUCGGGCUAAGUUCUGUGGGGUCUGCACUGAUGGGCGCUGCUGCACGCCCCACAGAACAGCCACCCUGCCUGUUGAGUUCAAGUGCCCCGACGGGGAGACCAUGAAGAGGAAAAUGAUGUUCAUCAAGACCUGUGCCUGCCACCACAACUGCCCUGGGGACAACGACAUCUUUGAGUCUCUCUACUACAGGAAGAUGUAUGGGGACAUGGCAUAAAGCUGGGAGGAGACUCUUAACUAAGGUUCUCGACUUGAACUGAUUUGCAUCUCAUUUUGUAAACACGAUUCAAUAGCACAAGGCAUUUAAAUCAGCU